Messenger RNA from Carya illinoinensis, 1039 nucleotides. Its product is annotated as proteasome subunit beta type-6-like. The record is from RefSeq and is a predicted model, not a curated record. The transcript is spliced from 8 exons. Bases 107 to 817 code for a protein of 236 amino acids. Gene Ontology annotation, cellular component: proteasome core complex. Lineage: Eukaryota; Viridiplantae; Streptophyta; Magnoliopsida; Fagales; Juglandaceae. Gene Ontology annotation, molecular function: threonine-type endopeptidase activity.
GUUUCUUAUUAUUCUCUUGGGUGCAUAUAACGCUGAAACCAAAACUCCUCUUUCCUACACUCUCUCUCUGAUUCCUCUGGAAAUCCGGAUUUUUACUCAUUCGGACAUGGAUCUUAUCAAGGCCGAUCUAAACGCCCCUCACUCCAUGGGCACGACCAUUAUCGGCGUCACUUACAACGGAGGUGUUGUUCUCGGAGCCGACUCUCGGACCAGCACUGGAGUAUAUGUUGCUAAUCGCGCGUCUGACAAGAUUACGCAGCUAACAGAUAAUGUCUAUGUUUGUCGCUCGGGAUCGGCUGCAGAUUCACAGAUUGUUUCUGACUAUGUGCGCUACUUUCUUCAUCAACACACGAUACAGUUAGGGCAGCCUGCAACUGUUAAGGUUGCUGCAAACCUUGUCCGGCUUAUAGCCUAUAGUAACAAGAACAUGUUACAAACUGGCCUAAUUGUUGGUGGGUGGGACAAGUAUGAAGGUGGUAAGAUUUACGGAAUUCCUCUUGGUGGAACAAUAAUCGAGCAGCCAUUUGCAAUUGGAGGAUCUGGCUCUAGUUACUUGUAUGGGUUUUUCGAUCAGGCAUGGAAGGAAGGAAUGACCAAGGACGAAGCUGAGCAAUUAGUGGUGAAGGCGGUUUCCCUUGCUAUUGCUCGAGAUGGCGCAAGUGGUGGUGUUGUUCGAACUGUCAUUAUAAAUUCUGAGGGAGUGACGAGAAAUUUCUACCCAGGCGACAAACUUCCAUUGUGGCAUGAGGAAUUGGAGCCUCAGAAUUCACUGCUGGACAUCCUCAACUCUACCAUUCCCGAGCCAAUGCACAUAUGAUGCAGUCGACCUCAAUGUUCAUAGGUUUCCAUCUAUAUUGUAUCUCUCUUUUUGCUAUUGCGAAUGGGAAGGCAUUUCUAUCUUUAACUUUUAUUUUUUUCUCUUUGGAAAAUUAUCAAUUGAUCUUAGCAUAUCUAGGUGGCUGGAUAACACACACACACACACACACACACACACAUAUUCCUGAUUCAAUCUAGAUGGGUUUAGUUUGUUUUGCUAUUA